GCCUUCAUUAUUCGUCAGUCGAUGUUUGUUUACGAUAGAGUGCGAUUAUUAUUUAGUUAGUAGGCUCUGACUCAACGUGACCACCUUGCUGGAAAGUUAUCGAUUGAUAACAUUUGUUAGUUUGUUUACUAACGUUUUUGAGAGUGGUUAUUCAACUUAAGUAAUUAAGUGUCUGGAAACGUUAAGUAUGGUUCAAGUGGAUUUGAUAACGGUCCUAGCCGUCGGGACCAUCGCCCUGCUGAUCUACUACUACAUCUCCAAGAAGUAUCAAUACUUUCUGUCCAAGCCGAUACCGUGCCUGAGGCCGACCUUCCUGCUGGGCAGCACCGGACCGAUGAUGUUUCGCCGGGCCGAUUUUGCAUCGCACAUUCGCAAGCUGUACGGUGCAUUUCCCGAAUCCAAAGUAAUCGGUUUCUACGAUUUCACCAGGCCAAUCAUUAUGUUGCGCGAUCCAGAGACCAUCAAACGAGUGGUCGUUAAAGAUUUCGACUACUUCCUGGAUCACACGCCACUGGUGCCUACCGAACAGGACAAUCGGGACAGUUUCUUCAUGAACUCGCUGUUCUUCCUGCGCGGCCAAAAGUGGCGGGACAUGCGAUCGACGCUGAGUCCGGCCUUCACCGGGGCCAAGAUGCGGCACAUGUUUGGUUUGGUCGCCGAAUGCGGUCGAUCGAUGACGGAGUUUCUGCGUCACGAAGUCGCCCAGCAGGAUGGAAAACGGCUGGAGCUGGAGAUGAAGGAUGUUUUUUCGCGAUUCGGAGUCGAUUGCAUUGCCAGUGUUGCCUUCGGGUUUCAGGUGGAUUCAUUGCGACAGCCGGAAAAUGAUUUUUUCAUCAAGGGCAAGGCUAUGCUGGACUUGCAAUCGUUCACAGCAAUGAUCCACUUCAUGAUGCUGCGAUUGGCGCCAGGAUUUUCACGAAAGAUCGGUGUGGAUUUCGUGAGUUCCGGCCAUGCGCAAUAUUUCAAAGGUAUCAUAAAGGACAACAUGAAACAACGCCAAACUCAGAACAUCAUUCGGGACGAUAUGGUUCAUAUGUUGAUGGAAGUGCGAAAGGGAGCUUUGAAACACCUGAAGGACGAACAAGAGCUCAAAGACGACGGAUUCGCAACGGUGGAAGAAUCGAGUGUCGGCAAACAAUCCCAUUCCACGGAAUGGACCGAAAACGAGUUGAUCUCCCAAUGUUUUGCAUUUUUCUUCGCUGGAUUUGACACCACCUCUACUUGUUUGUCAUUCCUAACGUACGAACUCUGCAUCAAUCCCGAGAUCCAGCAAAAAUUGUUUGAGGAGAUCGAAGAAACUGAUCGGCAACUAAACGGCCAGCAGCUCACGUACGAAGUCCUGCAAAAGAUGAUCUACAUGGAUAUGGUCGUCUCCGAGGUUCUGCGCAAAUGGCCUCCAGCAGUAGUGGCCGAUCGUUACUGCGUCAAGGACUACACCUACCAAGACACCUCAGGCACCAGAUUUCUCAUCGAAAAAGGACGAUCGCUGUGGUUGCCGAUCGUCGCUAUUCACCAGGAUCCCAAAUACUACGCGGAGCCGGAAAAGUUCGAUCCGGAACGAUUCAACGCCCAGAAUAGGACCCGAAUUACGCCCGGAACUUAUUUGCCCUUCGGGAUAGGACCACGGAAUUGUAUCGGAUCCCGGCUGGCGCUGAUGGAAGUCAAGUCGAUCGUGUACUAUUUGCUGAAGGAUUUCAGCCUGGAGCCUACGUCGAAAACCGAAAUACCGUUGACCAUGUCGAAGAAGAUGUUUUCGGUCCUAGCCGAGAAUGGAGUUUGGCUCGAGUUCAAACCGAGAAGGCAGGCUUGAAACGAUGAUACGAAAAAUAAUGUCCUGUGGUUGAGUCGAUAAAAAACGUUGAUAAUCUAUAACCGAAAUAAACAAUUU
This is a messenger RNA of Uranotaenia lowii, 1888 nucleotides long. RefSeq names its product cytochrome P450 9e2-like. Gene Ontology annotation, molecular function: iron ion binding; monooxygenase activity; heme binding. Lineage: Eukaryota; Metazoa; Arthropoda; Insecta; Diptera; Culicidae. Bases 188 to 1810 code for a protein of 540 amino acids. The record is from RefSeq and is a predicted model, not a curated record. The transcript has 2 exons.